Molecule: messenger RNA, 1519 nt
Organism: Drosophila serrata
Lineage: Eukaryota; Metazoa; Arthropoda; Insecta; Diptera; Drosophilidae
Gene: ORY
Product: Occludin-Related Y
Cellular component (GO): cytoskeleton
Source: RefSeq, a predicted model, not a curated record
CAUUAUACAAUAUAAAUAUUUGCCCCAUCAAAAAUAAAUAACUUAUAUCAGUUCACAAAUAUAUAUUUUAAAAUGGCUCCUAAUAAAGAUAAAAAGAAGUCGAAGAAGACUAUCGAUACUGAGAAGACAAUAGAACCAGAACUAGUUUAUGAAGAUGGAGUAGAUGAUACAGAUGUACUUGAGCUGAUAUAUACGGAUAUUAAUGAUGAUUUUUUCCAUGAAGCUAAUAAGGUAGUACAAUUUUUAAUGGAAGCAAAAAGACAUUUUGGCUCCCGCAUCAAGCGAUAUAGUGACAUCAUUUUUAAUUUGCAUAGGCGUUAUGUAGAUGAAGUCAAUGAUAAUGAAGUUCUUCGUCCGCAAAUAAUAUCUUCAGAAAACAAGCUACGCCUGGCUCUGGAACUAACUGCAACUUCAGAAGAGGCUAUGCAAAAACUUAAGGAGGCCUUGGGCGAUGCUUGGAAGGAAUCAGAUGCAUCAGCCCUGAGAGAGCAGCUUGUGCAAGAAAAAUUACAAGAGGUACUUAUCAAAUGUGAUGGCCUUACUGAUCGACAUAGUGGCACUACUGACGAUGCAGCUGAAUUCGGACAUCUUGCAAAAUAUAAGAAUAUUAUACUUAGAGAGCGAGACCGUUUAGCUGGAGAAGUUGUUGACCUUGAAAAGCGUUUAGCUACCAACCGAUAUUAUUCCGAAAAUUUAGAAUAUAUUAUCCGAAACAAUGAAGACGCAAUGAGUAAAAUGGCUUCCAGAGCUAAGUUUGCUGAGGGUGAACGGUUAAAUGUAGAAUCCAAGCUUCGAGCUCUAAUGAAGACUAUGGAAGAACAAAAAGAGGCUCAUGGGAAAACUAUGAUAAAACUCGAUAUAGCGAAUCGAGAUUUAGCAGAAGCAAUGCGAAAACUACAUCAAAAAAUAUCUGAUUACGAUAGGCAACGCGUGCAUUUGGAUAAAUACAGAAGUGAAGUUAAUGCCUUGAAUAAAGCAAUGCACAAAUAUGAAGAUGACAUUGCUGACAUGACCAAAAAUCAGAAAAAUAACGAGGAAAUGAUUAAGCAGUUAAGGCUUAUUGAAAAAGAGAAAGCAAAUGCAGUCAGUCAAUUGAGCGGCAAACUGAAAAAGGCUAUAGAAGAUCAAAAUAACGCUACAACUCGGAUGUAUAAAUUGAAUCGAAAGGUUAUGAUGCUAAAUAGUGAAAUUUUAAGGCUUAAAAACAAUAUUAAUUCAUUAGAGAAGGAUGUUUUAAAUGCAAAUGGUCGAACAGAUGAAGUCUUUCGAGUAAAAGAGACACUUCAACGUGAACGGGACAGUCUGCGAAGUAAUAUCAUUAAAUUAAAUAACACCAUGGCAGACUUAAAACACGAUAUGAUGCUUAAAUCAAACAUGAUUAGUUCAUUAAAUUUAGAUAUAAACAAGUUAAAUGUUAAGCUUGAUGAGGCCUAUAUUCUUAAAUCGAAGGCAGAGAAGGAGAGGGAUGAAAUGGCACAAGAAAUGGAAACUUUGCACGAGCGCAUCGAAAACUAUCAAG